Messenger RNA from Pistacia vera, 649 nucleotides. RefSeq names its product glucan endo-1,3-beta-D-glucosidase-like. Bases 46 to 573 code for a protein of 175 amino acids. The record is from RefSeq and is a predicted model, not a curated record. The transcript has 4 exons. NCBI's taxonomy places the organism in Eukaryota, Viridiplantae, Streptophyta, Magnoliopsida, Sapindales, Anacardiaceae.
CACUCAUUCUUCAAGUCUUUCAUAUAUCUUCAACUUUGUUCUUUCAUGUCAAUGGCAAACCAGCUCUCAGCUUUCAACCUUUUGCUAAUUCUCAUUUCUCUCCUCAUCUUCACUAUGAACUCAGAGGCAAUGGCUGUAGCAAAUAAAGGUGAACAGGUGGAGCAAUUCAAGUUUGCAGUGAACAGUGAGCCUGUAAGGCCACCAAUAAUCCAUAUACACGGGCAUAAUAAGGAUGGCAAUGCUUUAUCAGUCCCUCCAGCUGCCCAGAAUCCAGCAAUUGGGCUAGAGAAGGUGCAAGGUCGCGAAGGGGAAAACACAUGGUGCAUUUCUAAGCCUUCAACUGCACCUCGGCAACUUAUUGACAACAUAAAUUUCUGCUGCGACCAACCAGUGAUUAACUGCAGUAAUAUUGAACUUGGUGAUUGCCCAAACAACAUCUACUUACAGGCUUCAAUUGUGAUGAAUCUCUACUACAAGGCCAUGAAUAAGCAACCCCAAACCUGUGAUUUCCAGCAGACUGGUCUUAUUGUCUCUCAGGAUCCAUCUUUAGGAGAAUGCAAAUUUGAAGAAUGAUGAUGAGGAGGGAAUGCAAAUAUGAGUAACAGAUAUCUCAUACUAAAUGAAGUAAAUGACUUGAUGUUAAAAAUGU